GCGCGUUAUCGCCCCGAGCGGGCGGGUUCCUGGGCGGAAGCCCCGAGUGAGCAGGGCCGUCAGGGAAGACUGGCCGGGUGGGCCCAGCUAGGGGUGCCGGUUCCGCGUUCCGGCCCGAAACCAGAGCCGCGCGUGUGGAGGGUCGGCCCCUGCGCGGCGACCACGAGUGGUGUUCUCCGAAGACCAUGUGUCGGCUUGUUUUCGAACCCCGGCCCUUCCCGGGAGUCCUGUUUGGACUGGCACCUAGGCGGCCGGUGAAGCUGGGACAUUUUGCAUAGCGUCGUGGGUAGAGCCAGAAUCGUGUGAUUCGGUGACUUUUCUUCCGUGCCUGAACUUCAAAAGGAACCUGGUCCAAGAGGCCCUUUUCUGACCAUAAAAAUGAGCCCUGCAGAUCCACUUGACGAUGAAGACACAUUUAAAAUCCUGGUCGCCACCGAUAUUCAUCUUGGAUAUUUGGAGAAAGAUGCAGUUCGCGGAAAUGACACAUUUGUUACACUGGAUGAAAUUUUAAGACUUGCCCAGGAAAAUGAAGUGGAUUUUAUUUUGUUAGGUGGUGAUCUUUUCCAUGAAAAUAAGCCCUCGAGGAAAACCCUGCACACCUGCCUUGAAUUACUCAGGAAGUACUGCAUGGGAGAUCGCCCUGUGCAAUUUGAAAUUAUCAGUGACCAGUCUGUCAACUUUGGUUUUAGUAAGUUUCCAUGGGUGAAUUACCAGGACGGGAAUCUCAACAUUUCCAUCCCAGUCUUCAGUAUCCACGGCAAUCACGACGAUCCCACGGGGGCAGAUGCGCUCUGUGCCCUGGACAUUUUAAGCUGUGCGGGAUUUGUGAACCACUUUGGCCGGUCACUGUCUGUGGAGAAGAUCGACAUCAGCCCAAUUCUGCUUCAGAAAGGAAGCACAAAAAUGGCUCUGUACGGCUUGGGAUCCAUCCCAGAUGAACGGCUCUAUCGGAUGUUUGUCAAUAAAAAGGUUACCAUGUUGAGACCGAAGGAGGAUGAGAGCUCCUGGUUUAAUUUGUUUGUGAUUCAUCAGAACAGGAGUAAGCACGGAAGUACUAACUUCAUUCCAGAACAGUUUCUGGACGACUUCAUCGACCUCGUUAUCUGGGGCCAUGAACAUGAGUGUAAAAUAGGUCCGACCAAAAACGAGCAGCAGCUCUUUUAUGUCUCUCAGCCUGGAAGCUCAGUGGUCACUUCUCUCUCCCCGGGAGAGGCUGUGAAGAAACACGUGGGCUUGCUGCGCGUCAAAGGGCGGAAGAUGCACAUGCAGAAGCUCCCCCUCCAUACAGUACGGCCAUUCUUCAUGGAGGACGUGGUUCUGGCCAACCACCCGAACCUGUUCAACCCUGACAACCCUAAGGUGACCCAGGCCAUCCAGAGCUUCUGUUUGGAGAAGAUUGAAGAAAUGCUGGAGGGCGCAGAGCGGGACCGGCUAGGGAAUUCCCAGCAGCCAGAGAAGCCUCUCGUACGACUGCGGGUGGACUACAGUGGGGGGUUUGAGCCUUUCAACUCUCUGCGCUUCAGCCAGAAGUUUGUAGAUCGGGUUGCUAACCCGAAAGACAUCAUCCACUUCUUCAGGCAAAAACAGCAGAAGGAAAAAACAGAAGAGAUCAACUUUGGGAAGCUUGUCACAAAGCCUUCAGAAGGAAUGACCCUCAGGGUGGAAGACCUGGUGAAGCAGUAUUUCCAGACUGCAGAGAAGAAUGUUCAGCUCUCCCUGCUCACAGAAAGAGGGAUGGGAGAAGCCGUCCAAGAAUUUGUGGACAAGGAGGAGAAGGACGCCAUUGAGGAGUUGGUGAAGUACCAGCUGGAGAAGACGCAGCGGUUUCUUAAGGAGCGACAUAUCGACGCCCUGGAAGAUAAAAUCGAUGAAGAGGUCCGUCGUUUCAGAGAAAGCAGACAGAGAAAUGCCGACGAAGAGGACGAUGAAGUUCGAGAGGCCAUGAACAGGGCCCGGGCCCUCAGAUCCCAGUCGGAGAACUCAGCUUCCGCCUUCAGCAGUGAUGACCUCACGAGUCUAGAUGUAGCAGAACAGACAGCAAAUGACUCUGACGACAGCCUGUCAGCAGUGCCCAGCAGAGGACGAGGCCGCGGCCGAGGCCGGAGAGGAGGCAGAGGGCAGAGUGCCGCACCGAGAGGCGCAUCUCAGAGGGGCCGAGGAGGCACCAGGCUGGAGACUUCUACUCAGAGCAGGAGCUCGAAGGCCACUGCGUCAACCUCUCGAAAUAUGUCCAUUUUAGAUGCCUUCAGAUCUACCCGACAGGUCCCAUCUAGAAACAUUGCUACUAAGAACUACUCAGAGGCAAUCGAGGUGGAUGAGUCUGAUGAAGAUGACAUUUUUUCUGCCAGUUCCAAGGCUGACCAAAGGUGGUCAGGCCCAUCGUCCAGCAAACGAAUGUCUCAGAGCCAGAUAGCCCAAGGGGUUGAUUUUGAGUCAGAUGAGGAUGAUGAUGAUGACCCUUUCAUGAGCAUUAGUUCUCUAAGGAGAAGCCGAAGAUAAUGUUUUUAAUAGAACUUAGAAACUUUCAAGAUACAGGAGAAAAAAAUCAAAGCACCACACACUCACUUUACAUUGGAAGAUGUUUUAACUGCUAUUAACUGAGGAAUCUGAGAAGCUGGUCAACAGAGAAGCUGGGUAUAGGGUUUGCGUUUUGGAGUGUGAUUUCUUGGACUGGACUCCAUAAAGAGAUUCCCAACUCAGGCACUAAGAGCAGCUCUGUCACAUAGGUUUUAAUCCUCUGUUGCCAUCACAGGGGAGGCCAUGGUGGUUUAGAUGGUUCUUUCCUGACAUAAUGGCAUGCUUCCUGCUGAGAAGAGCUUUGCUUGAAUGCACUCCAGAGUGAAGAUGGAGAAAAUGCCCCAGCAUGCUUCUGCAGCCCAACUGAGGGGAGAGUGUACGAAACCACAAUCUUCCUAAUUCUGAUCAUCUCUAGAUAGUCUGGAUUUCCUGAAAAUUAAGUCAUUGUGUGAACCUGCCUGAGCUCCCUGUUGUCAGUUUGUAUGGUUUUGUGACACUUGCUGGAAUGCCAGGCCCCAAGGCUGAGGGACUAGGAGGACCUUAGAUCUGAAUAACUAGACGAGAGGCUUUUGUUGGGUAGUGUUUUAUUCCAGUCGUAGCAGAGACUUGGGUCACAUUCCCAGUGAGAGGUGGUGAUUCUGUCAUCAGGACCACUGUGUUCUCACGUCUCGGGAACAGGGUUAAGAAAUGUUACGUCUUCCUAAAACAGAGAAGCUGCAUUGGGCAGAACAUUCAGCUGACCUCGUGGUUACGUUAGGUGAGGUAAAAUACUGAAAACCAACCUCUGCCAAGCACCGUGACAACCUCACCAGUGAUGUCGUAGCUUUGCUUGUGGUAAAAUGUUUCUGAAUAGAAUUCCCAGCAAUCUGAUUGACGCCACUGAUGUCAAGUUUGUAUUUCCACCCCUGUUUUUAGAAGGAAAUAAAAUGUGUACAGUUACUUAACUUUCAGAUUUAAGUAAGCUCACUCAACUUUCAGAUUUAAGUAAGCUCACUCCCUCUCAAGCUCUCUAUAGAGGCCUGUAGCUAGUCCUUUAUCUUUUCAGCCUUUAAGAAUGAUUUGAGAGUUUGAUACAAUUUGUUGAUCAUAUGCUUCCUCUCUCUCGCACCUGCCUUCCUCCCCACCCACCUUCCCCCCACACUGAGUCCAAAUCAUGUUGCCCAAACACUUGAGAAUGUACACCUUGGAGUGUGGUCAGCCUGUCAGGACCACACCCUUAUAGAAAACUGACUCCCUCUCCCAGCAGCUAUGCCCUGUAGCUCCCGGGAGUGGAACUUGAUGCCCACCUCCCCUCCAUGCUGGGAUUUUUGUCUGGCUUCAGGAGCUGUCACAGUUGCUGAGUCCAUGUAUGCAUCUGCACAUCACUUAGUUUUGUGAGGCAAGUGUAUUUAAACACUCCCUUCAGGGAAUCUUGAUUUUACUAGCACACAGUGUGGCAUUUCUUCAUAGAUAGACACAAGUGUUUGGCUAAACAAUAUUCAUGACCAUCAGAAUAACCCUGUCUGAAACAUGGCAAGUGUUAGAGCGUCCUGGAGAUGGCAUCUCAGUUUUAGCAUCUGAUAAGCUUCUCAGAGCUUGGUCCUGGGAGACACCCUCAGGCAGAUCCACCCACAUCUUUAUCAUUCUAAAUAUAAAAGAUCAGAGGCAAAGCCUGGGGCUCCGUGGAGUGCGAGCUUGCAGGGAGGCGGUGCUCCUUAGCGCACAUGCUCCCACACUGCCCAGAGCCUAGGCGUCUUAAGGCCAAUGAGCUGUGUCUAGGUGAGUGAUGUGGAGGAUAGGGUCACUAGAUACCCUGACAGCACCCUCCUGCAGAAGGGCCAAGCUUUUCACCUCUGAAAACUGCCAGGGCAAGAAUGAAAAGAGCCACUUAAUAGGAGCUAGCUGCUGGGGGAAGAGUCCCAGGUAGGUGGGAGGCAGAAUCUCAUCGCUGUGAAUGAAUAGCGUACGCCACACCCUAGCAGUGUGGCCACUGAUAUGUGAAACACUUGAUUGUCUUGCAUGGUCAGCUGGGCCUCUCAGCCUUAAUCUUCUGUUUAGAGGCAGCAAAGUCUUUGGGGGUUUUGGUGACAGUUUUCAGAUCUGUGGGUAUUGGGUAUGCAAAGGUUCAGAUGAUUCCAAAGCACGUUUCUUAGCUGGUGGAGUCUGAGAGAACUGUGUCUGUCAAACAUCUAAUUCCCUUUGAUAUUUUGUGGAUUUUCAAGCUAACUCAUUACAAUCAUAAAAGCUUUUUAUAUAAUAAAGGUUUUUCUUGAA
This is a messenger RNA of Nannospalax galili (Upper Galilee mountains blind mole rat), 4770 nucleotides long. RefSeq names its product MRE11 homolog, double strand break repair nuclease (gene Mre11). Gene Ontology annotation, biological process: mitochondrial double-strand break repair via homologous recombination; double-strand break repair via nonhomologous end joining; meiotic DNA double-strand break formation. NCBI's taxonomy places the organism in Eukaryota, Metazoa, Chordata, Mammalia, Rodentia, Spalacidae. Gene Ontology annotation, molecular function: 3'-5'-DNA exonuclease activity; manganese ion binding; DNA endonuclease activity. The record is from RefSeq and is a predicted model, not a curated record. Gene Ontology annotation, cellular component: Mre11 complex; nucleus. The transcript has 20 exons. The coding region runs from base 379 to 2499 and encodes 706 amino acids.